Argentina anserina (silverweed cinquefoil) is the source of this 687-nucleotide messenger RNA. RefSeq lists its product as uncharacterized. The record is from RefSeq and is a predicted model, not a curated record. Gene Ontology annotation, biological process: transcription initiation at RNA polymerase III promoter. Gene Ontology annotation, cellular component: RNA polymerase III complex. Lineage: Eukaryota; Viridiplantae; Streptophyta; Magnoliopsida; Rosales; Rosaceae.
AGACUAGAAGAUGCAGUUAAGGGAGAGCUUGAAAAGAUUUUCCUAGAUAAGGUCAUCUCGAAUUCGGGACUCUGCGUUUCUGUCUAUGAUAUUGAUAUAGAUGGCAUUAAAGAUGUCUUCAUCUUACCAAACGAUGGUCAUCCAAUUCUAAAGGUGAAGUUCACACUGAUUAUGUUUCGUCCAUUUGUGGGAGAGAUAAUUACUGCAAAAGUCAUAGACUCUACUGCUGAUGGUUUACGUUUGUCACUGGGAUUUUUUUAUGAUAUUUAUGUACCUAUUCAUCGUUUUCCUACACCAUUCUUCAAGAAGGGUGACUCAAAAAAGAAUGUUGUGUUAUGGUAUUGGAAGCCUUCUGAUUCUGAUGAAGAAUCAAUUGAUUUGAAGGACAAGGUACGAUUCCAGGUUGAAAGUGUGAACCAUCCUAAAAUUCCAAUUGAACAGCCAGAAAACUCAAAACCAUUUGCCCCUAUGGAGGUUAAAGGGGCGAUUGAUUUUGAUGGUUUAGGGCCUGUUCUUUGGUGGAAAGAUGUUGAAGAAGCUUAAGCUCACUUUAGCAAAGGCAAGCUAGUUAAUUACAAUUCCCUGUAAUUGUGCUGAGACAACUUUGGUAGAACAUGUAAAUUCUUAAUUGUAGAUGUACCCUAAACCAUUGAGUUUCUGAUUCAAAAGGAGUCUUAUUUUUCAUUA